AUGGCCAACAGGAUCCCUCGUUCGAGCUCCUGCUUCUUCAUCUUUCUGUUAUUACCGUUGCUCUUACAGUUUUGUUCUGGGAAAAGUGAUCUCCAAUUAAACUACUACUCAGAAAGUUGCCCAAGGGCUGAAGAGAUCAUCAAAGAGCAAGUCGUCAACCUGUACCACAAGCAUGGAAAUACUGCAAUUUCGUGGGUCAGAAAUAUAUUCCAUGAUUGCAUGGUUAAGUCAUGCGAUGCGUCGCUUCUGCUGGACAACGCCCCUGGCAUGGAGUCUGAGAAGAACUCAGCGAGGAGCUUUGGAAUGAGAAACUUCAAGUACAUAAACACAAUUAAGCAGGCCCUGGAAAGUGAAUGCCCCGGUACAGUUUCUUGUGCUGAUAUCGUCGCUCUCUCUGCAAGGGAUGGCGUCGUUUUGUUGGGAGGGCCAGAAAUUGAGAUGAAAACCGGGAGGAAAGACAGCAAAGUCAGUCAUGCGGCGGACGUUGACAGCCUUAUUCCUAACCAUAACGAUAGCAUGUCUUCAGUUCUUUCGCGCUUUCAGUCGGUUGGGAUCGAUGCAGAAGGAACUGUUGCUUUACUAGGCGGUCACUCAGUGGGGCGAAUUCAUUGCAUCAAUUUUGUGGACAGACUCUAUCCAAACGCUGACCCGACCCUUAACCCUGCUCAUGUUGAAUACCUCAAACGUCGAUGCCCCUCUCCAAAACCAGACCCCAAGGCGGUGGAGUAUUCCAGAGAUGAUCUUGCAACGCCCAUGGUGCUCGAUAACUUAUAUUACAAGAGCAUCUUGGACGGCAAAGGGCUCCUGAUAGUCGAUCAAGAAUUGGCUUCGGAUCCUUUGACGUCUCCUUUUGUCCAGAAGAUGGCUGCUGACAAUGACUACUUCCAAGACCAGUUUUCAAGGGCUCUGCUGAUUUUGUCCGAGAAUAAUCCCCUUCUCAAUGAUGAGGGAGAGGUAAGAAAGGAUUGUCGCUUUGCUAACAAGAAGUAAUCAUGUUUAUGGAUACGACCAAGUAGAAACAAACUCUUUUGUGAGGAUUAAUGGGAGCCAAUUACUUCCUGGAUAUUAUUAGAAGUUGACUCUGUAUUUCCCUUUUGCAG
Coffea eugenioides is the source of this 1100-nucleotide messenger RNA. Its product is annotated as peroxidase 21. The record is from RefSeq and is a predicted model, not a curated record. Bases 1 to 990 code for a protein of 329 amino acids. Gene Ontology annotation, molecular function: heme binding; peroxidase activity. The transcript has 5 exons. Gene Ontology annotation, biological process: hydrogen peroxide catabolic process; response to oxidative stress. NCBI's taxonomy places the organism in Eukaryota, Viridiplantae, Streptophyta, Magnoliopsida, Gentianales, Rubiaceae.